Messenger RNA from Rhincodon typus (whale shark), 894 nucleotides. It is a transcript of the gene bloc1s5, whose product is annotated as biogenesis of lysosomal organelles complex-1, subunit 5, muted. The transcript is spliced from 4 exons. Lineage: Eukaryota; Metazoa; Chordata; Chondrichthyes; Orectolobiformes; Rhincodontidae. Gene Ontology annotation, cellular component: BLOC-1 complex; transport vesicle. The record is from RefSeq and is a predicted model, not a curated record. The coding region runs from base 1 to 372 and encodes 123 amino acids.
AUGGUACCAGAGAAGCGUGGAUUUCGAGAACAGAGAGGGUUGGCAGGUGUGAACAAUCUGAUCAUCGAGCUCAAUGACCAGGUCCUUCCUCAAACUCAGGAAUCAAUGAGCAGCAAUAUUCCAAGUGUUCUUGCUAAAUUGGAAGCUGCAAAGCAAAUUACCAACAGGAUCCAGCAGAGAGAGCCAGAAGCAGAUCAGAAAGAUCGGCUGCAAGCCAACAGAGAAAGGCGCAAGGCUGAAUGGGAAGCCUUUGUAAUUGAACAGCGCCGCAAAAGUGCAGAGGUGGAGGAGGAACAUGCGAAAACAGUGGAAUGGUUGAAAGAACAAUAUGUGAGAAUGGAAGAGGACCUGGCAAAGUUCAGGACUUUCUGACUUCACUACACAGUUAUUGGCCUGUGCCCUUUGCUGACCAAGGCUGUUGAGUGUGAUCAUGGCAGUCAAUAUCUUUUAAACCUACCUGUGUGUCAGGGUGUGUAAAGAAAUAUAACACUUAAAAUAAUGUCAUCCUUCAAAUAGUCUGGAUUUUGAUGUCUGCAUUGCCGAUUCAAAAACGUUCUUUGAUUCUGCCAACAGAAGAGAUUAUAUAGAAUUUUCCAUCAAGAUACAUCUGAUUUUAAAUAUUUACAAAUUAUCUGAGUGAGAAAUGAUAACAUUUCUGUAAAAGCCUUAUCACCAACAUCCUGAAGGGUUUUGUAAUUAUUUUUAAAAUGCAGUCACUGUUAACAUGUACAUAGCUUGGGAUUAAUAUUUAAUUUCUAAUUGCAAUAAGAUUUUUCAAUACUUUAGAGUCUGUUGAAUGUCUAAAUGUUCUGUUGAAUUAAAAAUUGAAACUUUACAUGAUCCUUAUUUCCAAGACAUGAGAAUGUAAGUGAAAUAAAGUGCUUACAAAAGGAA